Molecule: messenger RNA, 2319 nt
Organism: Papaver somniferum (opium poppy)
Lineage: Eukaryota; Viridiplantae; Streptophyta; Magnoliopsida; Ranunculales; Papaveraceae
Product: transcription factor IIIB 60 kDa subunit-like
Exons: 20
Coding region: 253-2121 (622 amino acids)
Biological process (GO): transcription by RNA polymerase III; DNA-templated transcription initiation; transcription preinitiation complex assembly
Cellular component (GO): transcription preinitiation complex; transcription factor TFIIIB complex; nucleus
Molecular function (GO): TBP-class protein binding; RNA polymerase III general transcription initiation factor activity; RNA polymerase III type 3 promoter sequence-specific DNA binding
Source: RefSeq, a predicted model, not a curated record
AGGGUUAAGGUUCGACUCUCUGUCUCUACACAUUCUUUUCUCUUUUCCUUGCUGUGUCUUUUUACUUCGCCAAAAACCCUAAUAGGCGCCAAUAUAUUCGUUGAUCAGCCUCGUUCGCUGUAACUAUUUGGUUUCAAAUAUCAAUUCCCGUUCCCGCCUCCCAUUAUUUCACUUCCAAUCUCUCUCGAUUUCCAUCCUUUAUCGAUUCAUCAAAAGCUCAGCGGUACCAAAUUUCCCCCCAUUGUAACAAAAAUGCCUUGGUGUGAUCAUUGCAAAAAGAAUACUCCAACAGUUCGUGAUGAUGAUGGCUAUUCGUGCUGUUCCGUCUGUGGAAGAGUUAUUGAUCAGGAUAUGUUCUCAUCCGAACCUACUUUUUUUGUUGAUGCUGGAGGGCAGAGUCGAAUGUCUGGAAAUUUUGUAAAGAGUGUCGAAAGCGGUUACUCAGAGUCAUUCGAAAGGACUGUGAAUAAGGGAAGAGAGGAAAUUAGUUAUAUGGCAACAAGUCUUGGAAUAAGUGGUGGUGAUUCUGUGAUUGAUGAAGCGGCAGGCUAUUACAAGAUAGCAGUAAACAGGAAUUUCACUAGGGGGCGGAGGACAUUGCAGGUUGCGGCUGCUUGUCUUUACCUCACAUGUCGGACAAAUGAAAAGCCAUUCCUUCUCAUUGAUUUUUCAGAACAUUUACAGAUAAAUGUCUACCUACUAGGAGCUGUGUUUUUGCAGCUCUGCCAAUUGCUGAGGCUUGAACAGCAUGACUUUGUUCAAAAACUUGUUGAUCCUUCUCUAUUCAUUCAUCGAUUCACAGAACGUUUAUUGGGAAAGAAGAGUGCAGAGGUGUCUAAAACUGCAUUGCUCAUCCUAGCCAGCAUGAAGAAAGAUUGGAUGCAGACUGGACGAAAACCUAGUGGCUUGUGUGGUGCAGCAUUGUACAUAUCUGCACUUUCCCAUGGACUCAAGUAUUCAAAGGAAAAUAUUGUAAGUAUUGUACAUAUCUGUGAAGCAACAUUAACUAAACGCUUGAUUGAAUUCGAGAACACCGAAUCAGGGAGCUUGACGAUUGAGGAGUUCAAUAUGAAAGCCGAUGAGUAUGAAAAACAGGGAAAUUCAAGACAAGCAAAAUCACUUGAGACUCAGAAAUUGCUUUGCAAACACAAAAACACUGGCAAUUCUGAUUCCUCCCGCGUACUUUGUAAAGAUUGCUAUGAUUUCGUCAAAUUUUCCGGAGGACUUCAUGGAGGUUCAGAUCCUCCAGCAUACCAGCUUGCCGAAAAGGAGAGGAUGGCAAAAGCUACUGCAGAAACCUAUGCUUCGAAAAUUUCAGUGUCAUCUUCCCAAGAGACUCAAGAUGCUGUUGAGAAAGAGAAACUCAGCCCCGAACCAUCACCUCAUAUUGGAACACAAGAAGGUGCUACUAUUGGACAUCAGGAGGCGGUUGAGGAAGGGGCUUCUGAUCAACCACGAGGUGAUGAGGAUAUGGAUACGAUAGAUGGUGGUGAAUCAGAAAGCCUAUCUGACAUCGACGAUGCUGAGGUGGAAGGAUAUCUUCACAACGAGGAGGAAAAACACUAUAAAAAGAUAAUCUGGGAAGAGAUGAACAAGGAGUAUAUUGAGGAACAAGCAGCUAAAGAAGCGGCAGCAGCUGCUGAGGAGGCCCGAAUGGCCAGUUUGCCAUUGGAAGCACAGGAACUUGAAGCAGCAAGAGCAGCUGGCGUUGCCAAGUCAAGAAAGGAAAGGCAAGAAAAACGAGCUGCAGAUGCUAAGAAUGCGGCUCCUGCUCGAACUCCUGCUGAAGCCACUCGUCAAAUGCUAACUAAAAAGAGACUCAGCUCCAGAAUAAACUACGAUGUGUUGGAGAAACUUUUUGAUGAUGACUACAUGACUGAUGAGGCCGUAAAAAAGAAACGGACUGAAUAUGAUAAAAGAGAUAUUCCUCCUAACAUUGAAGUCAGGCCUGAGGAGGAAGAUGAACUUGAACCAGGUCUUGUGGACAAUGAGGAUUACGAGGAAGAUGGCAAUGGAGGAACGUAUGACUACUAUGGUGAUGAAUCAUCAUAUUAUGGAAAUGAAGGGGAGUAUGGUGACGAUGCUGAGGAUUACAAUUACAAUCCGGAGGAUUAUUGUUGAAAUAUCAGUUGGAUACUUUUACAUUAUUGAGUGUUUGUUUUUCUCUAAGCCAAACCGAUUUGAAAUGUAAACCAAUUACAUUACAGAGAUGAUAGACUGAAACCGUUACAUAUGUUUAAAAAUCAGUACAGAUUACAUACUCUCUCAGUUAUAAUUAGUGUAUUGGAUGGAUCAAUUGCAAAUUAGCAAUACAGAAUA